This is a messenger RNA of Rubroshorea leprosula, 923 nucleotides long. The record is from the annotation of a GenBank genome assembly. NCBI's taxonomy places the organism in Eukaryota, Viridiplantae, Streptophyta, Magnoliopsida, Malvales, Dipterocarpaceae.
AGGUUAGGAAGAGGGUCGUUGUGUCUUGGUGCAAAUCUGUCCAUUCAAUUUUGCUAUGGGUUUUUUUCAUUUUUCCCUCUCUCCUCUUUAAUAUCCUCGUUUCCUUUUCGCUUUCUCUUCUUUCCUUUUGUUUGUUUCUCUUCCAGACGGGUUUUCAAUUUUUUUUUCCUGCUUUUCACGUAUCUCUGCUUUCGUCGGUGGUUUUGCGCUUCUUUUUUGUGUUUUUUCUUCGUGUUGGGUACUGUCAGUAUCUCCUCCCCAACUGAGGAGAGUAGAGAGUAAGUGGCUCGAAUUGGAUCGUGGGACCGGAGAGGGGCAGAAGUUGCAGAACGUGUGGGUUACCUUGGGUGGGGUUUGUGUCCAAGUAUUGUUACUAUUGGCUAUGGCCAUGGCAGCAGCUAUGCCAGACCCAUAGAAUGCCUCAUCUCUGGGCUCCUUAUUUUGGUCCACGGCCAAAGAGGAGAAAGAUUUGCUGCAAAAGUCCAACGAUUCCAACCAUGAUUCUACUUCCUAUACCCCCACCUCCGUCGUUAUUGACAACCUCAACGAUGGCUUUUCCUCCCUCAACAACAUGUUAUAGUCAUUCUGAUCCGACCAAACUCAAGGAAAUGGCAAAAGGUGUCUAGUGCCUUUCUCGCUAACAGUGGGGUAGUUCUUCGUUAUCUUCUCGAUUUUGCAAAACCCAGAUUCAAAAACAAUCAGAUAAUUGGAUCAAAAUCAAACAAAUAUGCACUUCCAUGAAGAAUUUCAUAUGAUCAACGCUCGGAAUUACAUUUUCUUUCAAUCUAAAGGGAUAGAAUUUGACGUUUUAGUUACUCUCUUUGGAGGCAGCUAAAAAUUAGUGAGGAUGGUAGUGAAGAUUGACACAAGUAGGGCACAAGCACCCAUUGUUGUUCCUCGUAAAAUAAAUAGAAGAAAAGUAG